AUGACCGCUGAAGAAGUAAACCUCGGAUUGUGUCAUGUACCAGAAUUAUUUCGUAAUCCGACGAACAUGCAGAUGGAGCUGGAAAUUUAUCCAAGCCCCGACACAAUAACUCAACCCAUCGUCAAAGAUCGAUACAAAAUAUCGAAAGAAGACCUUUGGACAGAGUACCAUCUUCCAGAAACCUUACAAUAUUUUCAAACAAAAGGACGUCCACAGGCUUUGCCAAAAUUCGCAUCAAGAAUGCAACGUGCUAUGAACGGGCGAAGAACCGUUUCGUGGGUCAAUCAGAAGAUCCUUUCGGCCCCGGCCAGUUAUAUGGUAGGCCAAAUCGCAAAAAAAUACGCGACUUUAGUCCUAGAAUUAAAUAAUGAGACAAAUAAAGAUUUAGGGAAUGAAGGACCGCUACUCCUGCAAAUGAAGACAAAUCCGUUCUUGGCAUCUGUCUCAGCUCCACGAUUGUUAGGAUAUGAGCGACUGUAUGAAGAUAGAAUCGCGCUAAGGAACUCCCCACAAAGAGGAGAAUUAGCAAGCGCGCGAGUUGAUAAGAUUUCCGGCAGGUAUUACCUGCCGGAAGCAUUUGAAAGGAUUGAAAGGGGAGGGUACCAAUUAGGCAACAACCGUUAUUGGAUUACGAAGAUUCGGGAUCCCAAAUACGAGACUACCAAUGGUAAUAUUCCUCAUAUGCUUCACACUCUGAAAGUUACUGACAGCGAACAACGUCAAGACUAUGAAACCUUACUAAACUCAUCAGCAAUUUUCGCUUUAGAACAUGUAAAGUUUAUAUUGUAG
Enterobius vermicularis (human pinworm) is the source of this 789-nucleotide messenger RNA. NCBI's taxonomy places the organism in Eukaryota, Metazoa, Nematoda, Chromadorea, Rhabditida, Oxyuridae. The record is from the annotation of a GenBank genome assembly.